Messenger RNA from Elephantulus edwardii (Cape elephant shrew), 471 nucleotides. Its product is annotated as histidine triad nucleotide-binding protein 1-like. The record is from RefSeq and is a predicted model, not a curated record. Lineage: Eukaryota; Metazoa; Chordata; Mammalia; Macroscelidea; Macroscelididae. Bases 1 to 471 code for a protein of 156 amino acids. Gene Ontology annotation, biological process: purine ribonucleotide catabolic process. Gene Ontology annotation, molecular function: hydrolase activity. Gene Ontology annotation, cellular component: cytoplasm; nucleus. The transcript is spliced from 2 exons.
AUGGCGUCAUCUCUAAGAAAUAUUUGUAAGAACAGCAAAGCAGAUCAGUGGCUCUCAAAUGUCCACCAUCAGACUGGUACAAGUAGAAGAAAAGAGAAAAAUAAGGAGAAAGAGGCUCAGACCGCUAGACCUGCUGGUGAUACAAUUUCCAGGAAGAUCAUCUACAAGGAAAUCCCAGCCAAAGUCAUUUUUGAGGUUGAGCGGUGCCUUGCUUUUCAUGACAUUUCACCUCAAGCACCAAUAUAUUGUCUGGUCAUACCUAAGAAACCUAUUACCCAGAUUUCUGUAGCAGAAGAUAAUGAAAGUCUUCUUGGACAUCUUAUGAUUGUUAACAAGAAAUGUGCUACUGAUCUGGGCCUGGAAAGGGGUUAUCAAAUGGUGGUGACUGAAGGUUCAGAUAAGGGACAAUGUAUCUAUCAUGUUCAUCUCCAUGUUCUUGGAGGCUGGCAGAUGAAUUGGCCUCCUGGUUAA